CUCUUUAUAAUUUCAUGGCGAGUGGCAGUACUGUGCUGUUCUGGUUAAUCGACAUCGAAAAUAUUGAGCGCGGGAAGAGAUAUAUCUAGUGUUUCACAACCAAUUUGUUCUUGCAAAACGCAUAAUCAAGUAAAUAAUAAUUUUUUCGUAUUCGUGUUAACAAUAAAUUGUGUUAAACAAAAUUAAAUGAAAACAAACUAUUCGAUUUGUUGCAAGGCGCAAGCCACGGGGUAGCAGCUCUGUUUGUGCGUGUAUGUGUGGUACAGUUGGGUAGAAAAAACAUUGCUGGCCUGGCAGCGCCGCACAAUUUUAUGAGUUCCAAAGCAGAAGUAAAGCGAUGCAAGCAAACUCAAAAAAGCGUAAAUCUAUAAAAAUAAAGUAAAGUGGCGUUGUGUUAUUACUAAUUGCAUGCCAGUACAACAGCCAAAAUAAUUAAAACAGCAAAUCAGUGCAAAAUAAAAUGAACGGUGUUGCCAAUUUGCUGGUAAUAUUCACAAACAGGGACGUCUUCUUGAACGCAAUCGCAAUCGAACGCAGUGCAGUGAAAGUGUGCGAAACAGAAAUCAUAAAGUCGUUUAUGAAAAGAAAAAACCGAAAAAUGUAAAACCAUUUAAAUUGACUUAUGAAAGAUGCGAGCUGGAAAAAAAACGGAAACAGAGAAAGGAAAGACUCGACCGUGCAUAGUAUACGUGAAAAAUCUAAAGGAAUCUGAGACCACGGAAUUAUUAAACUUUGGUAAACAGUCGAAAAUAGUUCGCAACGUCGCAGUCAAAGUUCCAAAUAGGCGUAUCAACACGGAGAGGGAGCGUGAGCGUGAGAGGAAAAGGGAGCGGGAACAAGAAGUAAGAGAGACGCGCACCACACGACGCGCUGCGUCCAUUGCAAACGUCGAGCUGUUGUCCAAGCGACAGACUGUCACCGGCGCCGCCGCCGUCGUCGUCGGCAAAUCUCCGACAGCAGCUGCAGCUGCACGCGGCCGUAACAUAAAAGCCAACGUAUUGAGAUCAACAGUAACAGCAAAACAAGCAACAUCACAACAACAACAGGCCAGACCUUUGAGCACGCGGAGAAACACAGAAUUACCCGUUGCCAGAGCAACAACAACAACGUGCAUACCAGCAACCCUCACCAAACGGCGGGAUACAACGCGACUCAUUGAAACGGAAUCCAAGACCCAAAAAAUGUACAAACAAUCAAAACUUAUGACGGCAUCGCCGCCGCCAACGAUUGCGGCAAGUCGAUCGAGGCGUUCGAUAAAACCGAAUCCCAAAUAUGCCAGCGAGGAUAUGGUGACGCCCAAGUAUGUCUCAUCAUUGGCCAACGAGAGUCUGAAUAAGCGUGCGGGCAAACAGUUAUUUAUGGAUGACGAUGACGAUGAUGAGGACGAGGAUCUGCAUGAUCUAAUCGAGGAGGAUAACGAUGAUGAGCUCAAUGAUGCCGCAUUUAUACCGCAAAUGCACAAAUCCGAUGAUGAUGACGAUAUGAGCGAGAAUGAAUACGAGCAGGAGCAGGAGCAGCUGCGUCGUGAAAAGGUUCCCCCAAAACGUGGACGUGGACGUCCACCAAAGAAUCCUCAAGCGAUUGCAGCUGCCGCCGCGGCUCAAGCGACACGUUCAGCUUCAACUCAAUACCAAACCGGACGUGGUGGUAUCUCACAAUCUGGACGUGGUGGUGUCACGAAUCUGCAGCAACUGCGUCGCACCAUGGCGGUAAAUGCGAAUUUGGCGCGCUCCAAUAUGACAGGCGGAUCUGUGCCGCUGGGCAACAAGCGCAAGCUGGAGGAUCACCAUGAGGCGCCAAUUGCGCGCAAAAGGAUGGCCACGGAUGGUAGCGGUAUUGGCAGCGGUGCUGGACGUGCGCCACCCGUUAUCAAUGGCAGCACAUCUGUGGCCAAAACGACAGCUAUUGGUCUGGCCAAGACCAAGGUCAUUAUGGGCAACAGCAACAACAACAGCGGAGGCGGAGGCGUGCGUUUGAUACAAGCACCAAAUGCCAAUAAACCGCGACAGUUGUCCAACUUUAAGAUGAGCACACCGGUGACGACAACGGCACGUGUGGGAAAUGUUGCUCGCCAGGUUGCGACCAAGUUGCAGAAGACAACGGGUGGAGGAGGAGCAGGAGCCGGAGGAGGAGCUGCAUCAGCUAAAAUGAAAGCGAUUAGCGAUGAUGUGCCGACAUUUACAAUUGUUAAUAUUGAUGAUAUUAUCAAUCAGGACGAUGUGCUGAUAACCCGAUCCUCGAACAACAACAAUAACAACAAGAAGUUGUCGCCUGCAGCACGCAACACUAACAACAACAGCAGCAGCAAUAGCAACAUUAACUCACGCAACAAUCAAUCCUCAUCCUCCGCAUCCACACUGAACAACAGCACGUCCAGUAAUAAUCUAAGCCUAAGCUCAUCCAUCAAGCGACUCAAAUCGACGCCCACAAUCACAACAACCGUGUCGACAAUGAAGGUAUCUUCAUCAUCAUCAACAGGCAAACAAUUGCUGGAAACAAAACCACGACCAAGAAUUCUUAAUGCAGAGAUGGGCAAGAAGGCGCCAAUGAUGAAGCCUUUGAUGAGCAUGGGCAAGGAGCUGUGCCCCAUGACCGAUGGCAUCGAUACUGAAGACGAAGACAUGUCCAACGAUUUGGAUGAUGACAUUACCAUAUCACCACCAGCAGCAGCAGUAUCAGCAGCCGCUCCAACACCACCGAUCACUCAAGCACGUGUGGUGCGUCGUGUCCAGACGGCCAAAUGGUUGCCCAAUACACGACGCAACAUUCUAUCGACGACAGCGUCGGUGAAUGUCAGCAAUAAUCAAAGGCAGCAACUGCAACAGCAACAACAAAAACAACAACAGCAGCAACAGAAGCAACAACUGGGCUCUGAUCGCAAAUUAACCAAACUGCUGGGCGAGAGUAACGAUGAUGAGGUGUUUAAGAAGCCGGCAAGUCCGUCAACAUCAACCACAACGCAACCACAACGUCGCUCCAAAGAGAAUGCCGCAGAUGAGGAUGAUGCAGCAACAGUUGGCGGUGCUCCAUCAUCGACCAACACCAACACCACAGAUACAACAGAAACUGAUGGCAAGAUGUCCGCUAAAUACUUUCCACCCGAGACAACAACAUAUUGUGAGGAGGAUGGACGCAUUGUUAAGAAGAUCACCUGCUAUGAGACCUGGCAUGUGAUUAGCACGCCCAAAGAGUCAACCAACAAGACACGACAGCAACGCACCUGCCUCGAAUUGCCGCUGGUGAAGCUGGCGAAUGUUGCAUCCAGGAUCAAGGUGCCGUCCAGCAAAUGGACCAGCAAGGUUACACUCUAUAAGGUCUCACCAUCGCUAAUGCAACGCCAAACGAUGACCAUAUUCACUGGCGAUCUAAAAACCUAUAAUAUACCCGAAGAAGAGCGUCACAAAUAUCAGCCAUCAUGUGUACUCUUUCGACGAUCUGUGCUCGAUCGCAGCCAAUGCCGUGUCCCCUUUGAUCGUGCCAUCAUCUUUAAGAACAAGUGCUUCUAUGCGAACAUCGAGGGCAAGCAUGUUAAUCUAUUGGGCGCCCCCGAGGUGGUCAAUACUGUAAAGGAUGUCGAGGUAUUGAUUGAUAUUGUCGAUUCGCUGGCAUUAUCAAGCGACCUCGUUGAAAUGGUCACAUCUAAGUAAGCAACAUUUUCGAAACUCAGUUGAUUGGCAUUUGGGAUUUAUUGUUGCUACUUGGAGUAUGUAUAAAA
Drosophila innubila is the source of this 3715-nucleotide messenger RNA. RefSeq lists its product as uncharacterized. Bases 630 to 3647 code for a protein of 1005 amino acids. The record is from RefSeq and is a predicted model, not a curated record. The transcript has 2 exons. Lineage: Eukaryota; Metazoa; Arthropoda; Insecta; Diptera; Drosophilidae.